AUGGACUUUAAUAUUGAUUUAACUAAUGCAAGAAAAGCCGUUUCUUUUCCUGUAGAAGAACUGACUCAUUUUAUAAAUGGUGGACCUGAAAAAACAGUUCGUCGUCGAUGGCUUCGUUCCUUAGUCGAUCCCAAAAGUGACCCAAUAUUCUCGAAUAUCGAUCGACCAUUUCUUUCAAGAGACAAAUAUUAUAUUCGAGUGGUGAAAAAAUUAAAAAAAAUGUUGCAACUAAAAAAAUUAUAUAGUCUUCAAAAAGAUGAUUGGAUUUAUUUGACUACUGCUACAAUGGAAAUGUGCAUUUCUAUUCCGCAUGAUCUUUUUUUUAUUCCAACCAUGGAAAGACAAAUGUCUGAAGAACAAAGCUCUAAAUGGCUUCCUUUAGCCAAGGAUUAUUCAAUUAUUGGAUGGCAAUAUUUAACUUCAAUAAUUUUGGAGACAACGGCUACUUAUAUUCAUGAAACAGAUGAAUUUGAAAUCCAUUCACCAACGUUGACAUCAAUAAAAUGGUGGCCCGGUGCACUUGCACGAACAAGCACUCAUGGUGUGGUGUUUGCGCGUCUAAUUAUUGACAAAAAAGAAUAUGGCAUUCAUUCAUUCAUUGUGCAAUUACGAUUCUUAAAGUUCACUCGAGUCCGUAUUCCACGAGAAAACAUGAUGAUGCGUUUUUCUAAAGUUUCCAGAAGUGGCCACUAUUCCACACCUCCUCAUAAAAAAAUUAUAUAUGAUACACUAGUAGCAAAUCGAACAGGUCUUAUAGAUAUGUCCGCUUUAUUUUUAUCAAAAGUUUUAACUAUUGCAAUUCGAUAUUCGUUAGUAAGAAAACAAGGAGACAACUAUAAAGAUUUAAACAACGAAAAUUUGAUCUUGGAUUAUCAAUACCAGCAAUAUAGAUUGUUUUCUAGCAUAGCGCUUGUGUAUGUUGUGUUUUUUAAUGGAAUGUUUACACGGAAAUUGUAUGAAAAUAAUCUAAAAAAUAUUGAAAAGAUGGAUGUUAGUUUAAUGGCAGAAGUUCAUGCUAUUUCGGCGGGACUAAAGGCUCUAUGCACGGAUUUGGUCACUGAAGCUAUAGAGGAUGCAAGACAAAGUUGUGGAGCUUGCUUAAAUAUAGGCCAUGGAUAUUCACAUUUAAGUGGGAUACCUAUUAUACUGGAAUUCUAUGCGCAAUAUACAAGUGCAGAAGGUGAAAAUACAAUUAUGCACUUGCAAACGGGACGUUAUCUUUUGAAAUCUUUCUUAACUGCAAAAAAAGGUUUCCCGAUAGGUGGUCAACUAAGGCACCUUUCUUCUUACUCCAAAAUACUUAUGGAAAAAUGCACCGCUGAAACAUUAGAAGACCUCUUAGAUGCUGAAACUCAACUUCGCGCUUUUUGUCACAUGUAUUUACGACUUUUAUCGAACCUCGAUAACAGCAUUGAAAUAUCUGUAGCAACACAUCCACAUGGUUAUGAUGGUUCAAAAGCAGAUCAUAUGAUUGAUAUUAUUCAUUUGUCUCGUGCAUAUUGUUAUUAUACAACUUUAACUAAUUCACACGAAGGAUUACAAUCGGUAAAAAAAGAACGGCCAACCAUAUAUCCAAUUAUUCGCACAUUAAUCGAUCUUUAUUUUAUUAAUACGGUUAUCAACCAAUCUGGAGAUUUUCUGAUAGAUGGAUACUAUACACCGCAUCAUAUUUCACUUUUGAAAGAAGGACAAAAGAAAUUAUUAAAUAUUAUUAGACCUGAAGCUAUAGGUUUAGUUGAUGCCUGGGAGUUUAGUGAUAAUGAUUUAAAUAGUGCGUUGGGAAGGGGAGAUGGAAAUGUUUAUAGAGCCUUAUACGAAUGGGUUAAAAUGGAACCCACAAAUAUUUCGGAAAGACAAGGAAAUAUUGUUGGCUACGAAGAAGGACUAAAAGAUAUUUACACUGGAAAAUAUUUAAAAGAAAUUGGAAUAGAUACUGUGAGACCUAAACUAUAA
Messenger RNA from Cetraspora pellucida, 1953 nucleotides. NCBI's taxonomy places the organism in Eukaryota, Fungi, Glomeromycota, Glomeromycetes, Diversisporales, Gigasporaceae. The record is from the annotation of a GenBank genome assembly.